CCUCGGUGGAGCAGAGAAGGUUGCGCCUAGCAAACAUGGCUCUUUCGUUGCCGUUAGUGUAUUCUCACAUGCGGACUCCGUCAACUGAGUGUGCUAUGUAGGUACUAGCUUGGCACUGCACUGUACUGUCACAUACCUACAUGCCCAACAUCCUUCAUCUUCAUCCCUCUCUGCUCUUCUUGUCGCGCAUCAACCCGGUUGACUCCGGCGCCCAUUCUUUCUUCAGACUUCCAGCUGCUGGCGGGUAACCAUGUCGAGAUGGGGUUCUACUCUCCUCCACCGCCGGCUCGGCCGUUCAGCGAAGACAAGCCGACACUGCUCAUCUCGUGGUGGAUCACGUCCAUGUGCGCCGUCGUCGUCAUCCUGCGCCUGAUCGGCCGGUACAUACGCGUGGAGACGCUGUUCCGCGAAGACAAGAUCGCCGCCGCCGCCCUGAUCCCGCUCUUCCUGCGCAUGGCCCUCGUCCACCCCGUCCUCCUCUACGGCACCAACAACGUCCUCAUCGACGAGGCACACCCACUUACCGACGCCGAAAUCAACCGGCGCUCUAUCGGCAGCCGCCUCGUGCUUGCCACCCGGAUAGUCCAACCCGCCAUCCUCUGGCUCUUCAAGGCAGCGACGCUCGCCUUCUUCGACCGGCUGGUCGGCAUCUCGGGCCGCAGCCGAUACACGCUGCUGCUGCGGAGCACGCGGGUUGCGCUGGCCGCCACCUUCGUCGCCGUCUUCGUGGCCGACCUGGCCGAGUGCCGGCCGGGGGGUCCGGGCCGGGCGUGGCAGGUGGUUCCCGACCCGGGGCCGCGCUGCCGGCAGGGGAGCGCGUACCUGGUGACGGCGGCGGCGGCGGGGGCGCUGACGGACCUGCUGCUGGUGGUGCUGCCCGUGCCCGUGGUCGCGCGCAGCCGGCUGUCGGCGGGGCGCAAGACGCUCCUGUGCCUGCUGUUCUGCCUGCACCUCGUCACCGCCGCCGUCUCCGUCUGCCGCGUCCCCGCCGUCCUCGACGAGGGCGGCUACCAGGCGACGCGCACCAUGUGGGCCAGCGUCGAGGUCCUGGCGGCCACCUUCGCGGCCAACGCGCUGACCAUCGGCACGUUUGUGCGCGACACGGGCGCCAAGAAGACGAAGCGGUUCCGGUACCCGGCGCCGGCCGGGUGGGCGGCCGAUGGCGAGUCGGAGGUGGCGGUGCGGAGCGGCGGGGCCCGCUCGAGGAGAGGAGGAGGAGGAGGUAAGAAGGUCUCCUGGGACGAUCCCGACUCGGACGACGAGGAGGACGAGGUCAGGGCGGUCCGGGCGAUGCCUUCUACUACUACUCUUCUUAUUACUACUACUACUACUACUGCUACGGGGAGGGAAGCGGAGUACCCGCGGGGGACAGACGACGACACGAAGCAGGCGGCGGUGCUCGACGAUGACCGGGAGAGAGCCGGUUCGCGGACGGAAAGCGUCGACUCGCUGAUUCCCAGGAACCGGGCCAACACUCCGGCGGCGGAUGCCGGCGGGGUUGUCAGGACUACGACCAUUGAAGUCAGUGUUUCGUCGGCGGCGGCGGCGGCGGAGCGGGGUGGGCGCGCCGAUGGAGAGCCACACGCCGGGCUGAUGCUCAGGCCCGCGGAAGCCGUUGUGACGGUCAGCGCCAAAGGUCACGGCCGAGGCUCGAGCAUCCCGUUGCAAAAGUUGGAUCCUCUGCCUGACAUGGAUGUUGAUCACAACAAGGGUGGACCGCGCAAUGCUUAGGGAGGUUCAUGAUCGAAUCGAUUAUUCGGAUGUGUUAACAAUACUUAGCCAUGAGCUAUUAUUGUGUUUUACUCUAUAGGUAACAUAGUUGGAUUGCCUGUGCUCAACGCCCGUCUUCCCGUGUCG
Thermothelomyces thermophilus ATCC 42464 is the source of this 1857-nucleotide messenger RNA. RefSeq lists its product as uncharacterized. Lineage: Eukaryota; Fungi; Ascomycota; Sordariomycetes; Sordariales; Chaetomiaceae. Bases 259 to 1731 code for a protein of 490 amino acids. The transcript is spliced from 2 exons. The record is from RefSeq and is a predicted model, not a curated record.